Perognathus longimembris pacificus (Pacific pocket mouse) is the source of this 460-nucleotide messenger RNA. Its product is annotated as eppin-like. The record is from RefSeq and is a predicted model, not a curated record. Gene Ontology annotation, biological process: negative regulation of peptidase activity. The transcript has 4 exons. Gene Ontology annotation, molecular function: serine-type endopeptidase inhibitor activity. Gene Ontology annotation, cellular component: extracellular region. NCBI's taxonomy places the organism in Eukaryota, Metazoa, Chordata, Mammalia, Rodentia, Heteromyidae. Bases 22 to 426 code for a protein of 134 amino acids.
CCAGUCCGGACGCUCUUUAGGAUGAAGUCUUCUGGAAUCCUGAGCAUCUUUGUGCUAUUCCUCCUCUUUGCCAAUGUCCAGGGGCCUGGUCUAAGUGAUCGGUUCUUCUCCAACAAAUGCCCCCAAGUCAGAGAGAACUGCGAAUACAAGGAAAGGGACCUGUGCACGAAGGACAAGCAAUGUCAGAACAACAUGAAGUGCUGCGUCUUCAGCUGUGGGAAGAAAUGUUUGGAUCUCCAACAAGAUGUAUGCACACUUCCAAAGGAUUCCGGUCCCUGCAUGGCUCUUUUUCAUCGGUGGUACUACAGUAGUGAAAAUAAUACCUGCUACAGCUUCGUCUAUGGUGGUUGCCGGGGAAACAAUAACAACUUCCAAACCAAAAGCAUCUGCCAGAAUACCUGCCAAAAACAACGCACCCCUUCCUGAAUGGAGAAGUAUUCACUGGAACCACCAGGGUUUG